This is a messenger RNA of Symbiodinium pilosum, 1497 nucleotides long. NCBI's taxonomy places the organism in Eukaryota, Dinophyceae, Suessiales, Symbiodiniaceae. The record is from the annotation of a GenBank genome assembly.
AUGAUAUGGAACAGUCUCCAAGGAAGCCUGCAGAUGGAUUUCCAGGCGAACAAGAAUUUCACAGAUGCCUCCUUCGCAGCUUUAUGGCAGAACUUGCCCCCGAGGCUCCUUGCUCUUUGCACGGAUAUGCGCUCCAGCCAGUGCUGCACGGAUGCAGCGCUGACUGCCUUGGCUGAGCACAUGCCGAGUGAUCUCAUGCUCCUGCACUUGGUCCUCUGUGGCAACUUCACGGAUGAAUCUCUAUGCAGGAUUGCCUGCAGCCUGCCAUGCACAUUGACUUCCUUGAGCUUGGAUUUCAAGCACGAUUCCGGCCAGAAAGUCAGCUUUACGGAUGAGGCUAUGCAUGCUUUGGCGCAGAAGCUGCCCGAGAGCCUAAGAUCUCUGCACUUGAGCUUCCCUUGCACAUGCCGCUUCAUGGAUGAGUCCUUGACAGCGUUGAUUGGAGCCUUGCCGGACAAGCUGCUCUACUUAUCUCUGGAGUUUGCGGAUGACGACUUCAGUGACACAGCACUGAAAGCAUUGGCUGACAAACUGCCGUCAACCCUGGUUACACUGCGCUUGGCUUUUCCGUCGAACAGGUCCUUCACUGACGAAUCCAUGAGAGCUCUUGCCCCGAACUUGCCUCACGGCCUCACUUGCUUGUACCUGGACUUUGCUGCCAACCCCAACUUUUCCAACGAUGCCACCGCAGCCCUUGCCACACACCUCCCGUGCAACCUGACGACCCUACAUGUGGACCUUUAUGGCAAGCCAACAGAUUUGAUGGUGACGGCGCUGGCCGAACGUUUAACCCGGUGCCUGGCAUCCUUGCAUCUCGUGUUUUGGGGCAGCAACUUUACAAACACAGCCAUGAAAACACUCGCCCAAAACCUUCCAUACAACUUGUCCUGCUUGCAUUUGGACUUCCGGGGCCAGCCACAGUUCACAGACGAGUCGAUGACGGUCCUAGCGUGGAGGCUGCCUUCCAAUCUUGCCUCCUUACACCUGAACUUCUCGUUCAGCGACCAAAUGUCCUACAAGACAAUGACGGCACUGGCACAAAAUCUCCCCAGUAAGCUUCAACGGCUGCACCUGGAUUUCCAGAGAAAUGCAAACUUCAAUGACGACUCUGUGAUGGCUCUGGCGCAGAACUUACCUCCCAAGCUUGCCACUCUGCAUCUGGUGGUUUGGGGGAACUGCAACGUGACAGACAAGUCGAUAAUGUUGCUGGCGGCAAAGCUACCUAGCGGUCUCACGACUUUAUACAUGGACUUUCAUGAUAGUCCUAACAUAACGUCAGAGUCCAUGACAGUGCUCGCAGAAAGCCUCCCGCGCAGCCUUGCUGCUUUGCAGCUCAACUUCUCUGGCAGCGACCACAUCUCGGAGGAGUCCAUUGCAGCCCUGGCUUUGACAUCUCAGCCUAACCUGGAAGCGCCCCUUCAUUGGACCGAAGGCUUUCAGUCACUCAAGUUUUCGCAAAACGAGAAGCUCAUCCUCUCGACUGAGCCGAAAGCUUGA